CAGAGUGUUGCAAGACUCAGGCGCUGUUUGCUGUGGUUCUUGGUCUGCUGCAGAUACUGGUCUGAGAGUCCAGGAAAUUCCAGCAGACUCUGGGGCAGGGAUUUUGGCUUGCGUGUCUGCUAUUGGAAAAGCUGACAGUGUCGGAAGGGGGGAUUGAAAUUGCCUGGAGUCAGUCGGAAAAAGAAAGAAAGAGAGCGAGAUAUAGAGAAAAUAGGCCUCAUGCCAUUUUUAAAGGGUGUCUCUUUUUACUUUUAUCUGCCUGUCACACCCUGAGUGCAUUAGAUUGAACUUCAGGUUGAGAGCCAUGGUCAGGAUGAUGACCCAGGAACAGUGCCCUCAAAGAAACAAUGUCCAGAGUACUGAAAAACCACAAGUGUAUAAAGUGGGGAUCUAUGGUUGGCGGAAACGUUGCCUUUACUUCUUUGUCCUACUCCUCAUGAUCCUCAUAGUGGUCAACCUUGCUCUCACCAUCUGGAUCCUCAAAGUUAUGAACUUCACUAUAGACGGCAUGGGUCACCUGCGUAUCACAGAAAGAGGCCUGAAACUGGAGGGUGAUUCAGAAUUCCUUCAGCCACUGUAUGCCAAAGAAAUCCAGUCCAGACCAGGAAGUCCAUUGUUCCUGCAGUCAUCUAAGAAUGUGUCUGUCAACAUCCUCAAUGAGAAAAAGCAAUUAGUAUCUCAACUCAUUGCAGGUUCCCAUGGAGUUCAUGCAAGAGGCAAAAUGCUGGAGGUAAAAUCAAGUGCAGGAAAGCUGCUCUUCUCUGCUGACGACCAUGAGGUGGUAGUUGGUGCAGAGAGAUUACGAGUUAUGGGAGCUGAGGGUGCAGUGUUCAGCAACUCGGUAGAGACCCCACAUGUGAGAGCUGAGCCCUUCAAAGAGUUACGGCUGGAGUCUCCUACACGUUCGCUAUACAUGGAGGCGCCUAAAGGAGUAAAAAUAGAAGCUGACGCAGGUGAUUUCCAAGCAACUUGUAGGAGCGAUUUACGCCUGGAGUCGAAAGACGGAGAGAUCAGCUUGGAUGCCAGGAAAAUCAAGCUCCUACGUCUGCCGGAGGGAAAAGCCUCCCCCUCUGGAACUAGACAGACUGUCUUUGAGAUCUCAAGUGCCCCUAUGAAACACUGAAUCUUGUCUCCUAUGUAAUUACAUCUUACACUCCAAUUGGUAAUAUUUCUCUGAAAUAUGAAGGUGGGGAAAAAAUAAAUCUAAUUCUCACUGUAAUUCAUUGCCACUUGACCACUAAAUUUGAAGCAAUGAGGAGUGACAUCUGUGAUCAUUGUUUGAAAGUUGAAGCCCCUAGCAACCGUUGACAUCCUAUUAACAUACUAAAUGCUAUAGGUAGUGAAAGGAGACAGGAACACUGGGAACUCUGUAGGGAACAACACAGCAUCACAGAAGGGCUUAAUCAUAUUCAUUAUCUUUUUAAUUUUCAAUAGAAUUUGAAGUUUGGUGUGUGUGUGUGUGUGUGUGUGUGUGUGUUUGCUAUUGCAAUGAACUCGUGCAUGAUACUAAAAGACAGACAUACAAGACAAGCCCAGUUUUUUUAGGUAGUAGAAAAAGCAUAUGUUUGAGUUUUCCCCUUUACUGAAUGACUCAACUAAAAGCAGGACUUUAGGACUGAUACUUAUGUUGUUUGAUGAAUUUUUGUGCUAAAUAAAGGUUUUAUCUACAGUCAUUUAUGUGUUCAGGAAAAAACAAUAAUAAUAAUAAUAAAAAAAAUUAUAUAUAUACACCGUGUAUAGCAUUUAGUUUCCUCUCUUCUCCCAAAUGUUGCUUAACACAGACAUUACUUCUGAACAAUGUGUAUGUACGAUUUUGUAUGAGGAGCACAAAAUGUUUCAUAUAUUUUUUGAUAAUAAAACUACACCUCAGCGUAACCUAGCUUUCAGUGUGUGACAGCUAUACUGGGCAAGUCUCCAACAUGUAUACAUACGUGUAAAUAAAAUCUGAUAUUGGAUUGCAUAAACAGCUAACACUACAGAACUAAAUGCCUAGGGUUUAGUGUAUAUAAUAAAUGAGCCCCAGCCUAAACCCAAGGCAUUUAGUUCUGUAAUAUUAUAAGCCCCAGCCUAAACCCAAGGUAUUUAGUUCUGUAAGGUUUAAUUAAAAAAAAAAAUCUUUUUUGUCUAAAUUGUGUGCAGCAUUUUAUCCUGUUUUUGUUUUUUUUCAGGCUUUUGGUGACCACUUUGCAGAAAUUCAGUGACAUUAAACUUUUGUUUAACAUUUUGUGAUGACUGGAAACUCA
Sinocyclocheilus grahami is the source of this 2243-nucleotide messenger RNA. Its product is annotated as delta-sarcoglycan-like. The record is from RefSeq and is a predicted model, not a curated record. Lineage: Eukaryota; Metazoa; Chordata; Actinopteri; Cypriniformes; Cyprinidae. Gene Ontology annotation, cellular component: sarcoglycan complex; sarcolemma. Gene Ontology annotation, biological process: cardiac muscle tissue development; heart contraction. The transcript has 9 exons. Bases 305 to 1123 code for a protein of 272 amino acids.